AUGAAGGCUUCUUCUACCAAUGAAAAUGGUUCAAUUGAUAUAGAAGGCAUGUAAAAAUAGAUGUCUCAAAUAAAUUUAAAGUUAGCUUAAUUUGAGGAGCAGUUAAGCAUUCAGGGCAGUCAUUAAAAGAAAAUUAUUCAACAGAAUGAUGAAUAUGUGUAGCAAUAUAUGAAGACUCAAGAAACAAUAGAAAAGCUGAAAAACAUCUUCAGGAACGAAUAAGGCGAAGAAAUAACAAUCAAUUUGCAAACUUAUUUAUAGUAAAAGGUAGUGGAGUCGGUUGUAAACGAGCUUAAAUUUAAUCAAACGAUAUCCUAAUUAGAUAAUAAAUAUAGAGAGUAAUUUCAUAAACUAAAUGUGAGCACUGAAUCUUUUAAAGAAAAUCAAGAGAAUUUAAAUCACUCAAUUAACGUAAUAAAACUAGAAAUAAAAAACAAUGCAGAUUUAACUCAUUAAAAUAUGCUUUUUAAGGAAUAAAUGGAUAGAAUUAAGUAAAGCUAAGAAAAAUCAGAGAAAAUGAUCCAAGAUUCAAUAGAUAAAUUUUGGAAAUAUGACUAAAUUAUUUAAUAAUUAUAAUCGUAAGUUCAGCAGAAGGUAGAGUAGAAUCAGAUUCAAGAUAUACAAUAGCAACUUAAUGAAAAUUUUGUUGGCAUUUAAUAAUAUAAGAGCUAAUUAGAAAUGCUUUUAGGGAAAAUAAAUGCAAAAACAGACUCAACUUACUUUGAGGAGAAAUUCAAUUACAUUGAUAAAGCUGUGCUGCAAACUUCCUAAAAAUUUGAAGCACAAAUAGAAAGAGAUCUAAAGAUUUAUUUUUCUAAAAUGUUAUAAAAUUACCUGAUUAAAAAUGAUCUUGAGAAUGGAUUGAACAUAGUUAGAUAAGAGUAUAGAAAAGAUUAAGCAAAUUAAGAAUAAGAAUUUCAAAAUAAAAUUAAUGAAAUUUAUCAUUAAUUAUCUGAGAACUAAAAUAAUGUGUUUAAAAAUUCUACACAAGUAGAGUUGAUUAAAUCUGAAUAAAUUUUACUGAAUUAGGCAAUUAAAUAAUCUACGAAUGAUUGUUUGCAAAAAAUACAAAUAUUUGACUAAGUUAUUUAGAAAUAAGCAACAGAUCUACUUAAAAAAUUGGAUAACAAACCUUCGUUUGUAGAAUUAAAAUUAAUAGAAUCUCGUGCAGAUUAGAAAAUAUCUGAGCAAAAUUAAAAAAUUUAGGAGAAUAACUAAAAAUUACUGCAAUAUCUUAAAGAAAUUGAAGCUAAAUCUCAAUAAGAAGAAGAAGGAAUAUAGAAACUUCAAAUGUAAUUAUCAGAAGUUGUUACUUUAGAUGCCCUUUAAGAAAAAAUGAAGUUUAUUGAAUCUGUAAAGGAUGAUAAUACUCGCAUAAAAUAAGAGAUAGAAUAAUUUAAAAAAGGUAUAAAAAAUAUUGAGGAUAGACUACAGGUUAAGAUAUCUAAGUUCGAAAUAGAUUAACUUCGAAAUGCCAUAGAAAGUGAAUACGUUAAAAUUCCAUCUUUUUAAAAUAGCAUUAAUGACUGCAAAUAACUUACUAAAGACACUUAAUCGGCUAUGGAUAAAUAACUAAAAAACAGAGACCAGCUAAUAGAUAAACUUAAAAUUGAGCUGAAUCAAAUUAUAGAUAAAUCUAAAGAGCUGCUCAAAGAAUUUAAAUAAGAGAUCGAUGAAAGUUAAUCAUAAAUAAGAAGAGAACAAGAUGUUUAAAAACACCACCUUGAAACUUGCAAAACUUUAGCACAAAAAGUAGACGAGUCACUCAUUUACAAAGCUUCCAAAAUGGAUUUAAAUGAAUUCAUAACUUUUUGCAAAUUUACAUAUUUAGACAGAGAUUAAUUAUCUAAAUUUGUUGCAGAAAGAGAAGAAUUCGAACAAAUGAGAGACAUAGAAAAGCAUUUAAAUUAGUUUAAAUAAGAAUAUCAAACAUGGAUUGACACUUUUAAUAAAAAGAUGUGCUUUUCAUUUGAUAAAAUGAUUUCUUCUCCCAUACAAUUCUAGUGGGUUGAAGAAAUUAAGGAUAAAUUUUACGAAAUUGAUCAUAUAAAAUAAGCUUUGUUACAAAAAGCAGAGCAUUCAGAUUUGAUAAGACUUUUUGCUUAAAAAGCAAAUAAAAACUUGGUUAACAGUUUAAUGGUGUGUUGCUAAAAUUUCAAAAAAUAAUUAAUUUAUGAAGUAGUCUCUAUCUAAUCAUUCAUAAAAUGCAUUUAGUCAAGAUCAGACUUUAUGCCAAGUCAAUAACUAGCCAUUCAAAUGAAUUUAAGGCAGUUAACUAAACUACUAAAAUGGAUCACCUUCUCUUCAUUAGUAGGAGAUUAAGAGAAUAUGUAAGAUGCACAAUUUAAAUUAGAAAUUUCUUAAUUUGCACAGAUGGAAAAGGUGUCAGAUUCUAUAACAUAAAAAUUUAAAUUAUUCUAAAAAAAACUUGAAGACAUGGGCGAUGCCAAAUUUAUAACUUCAGAAAAUAAAAUAUUAGAUGAGUAUUUAUCUAUGAUCAUGCAAGAUCCUGCUCAUGAAGAAAUAUAUGGAAAUAAAUAGAAAUCGGAUAUGGUAGAUUUAAUAGGAACAGGUGAUAAUGAAGUAACACCAUAAAAGACUACUUAGAAUCAAACUAUCAUAAAACCUUUUAAAAUUAAAAAAAAUUAUAACUCAAACAAUUAUUUUAUUAAUACCGUCGAUCAUUUCUUUACUCAAGAUAAAAAUAGCAAGCAGGAAAUUCAGUAACAAAACACCUAAAAAAUUGGGUCAUUUCAUACUCCUAGCAAUUCUUUGUAAUAGCAAUUUACUAGAGAGACAUCAACUUUUUAUGACCCACUGUCUCAGUUCUCUGGCAGUUAAAAAAAUUCUCCUUUAUUAUAAUUAGACUCAUAGAAUUAAAUAUUCUGCAAUGACAGUUUGGAAAGUCUCAAACAGUCUUCUAUUUAAAUAAAAUAAGAAAAUAAAACAGUAACUGUGGGCGGAAGGACCUAUGAAGUUAACGAUAUAGAAGGAUUUAACAAACAUCUAAACAACAUGAGCAGCAAUUCAAAUAAAGCUUUCGAUUAAUUAAUCAACUUAUCUAUUAAUAAUGGUGGUAGCAACACAAAUAAUACGCAUUUAAUGGCAGGUCUGAGUGCAAAAACAGAUUCUACUAGAUUUUAACAGUUUUAUAAAAACUAAAAAUUUAAAAAUAAAAUAAUAAUUUCUACUCAAAAGACAAAUCACUCAGUUUCUUAAAGUCCUUCAUCUGCGAAUAGCAACUCUUCAUUAUCUAGAAAAUCAUUCUUAAGUCCUAAUGUUAUCAAAAAAGCUACAAAAACCCAAGAUUAAGUUGAAUAAACUUAUUGA
Tetrahymena thermophila SB210 is the source of this 3330-nucleotide messenger RNA. RefSeq lists its product as hypothetical. The record is from RefSeq and is a predicted model, not a curated record. NCBI's taxonomy places the organism in Eukaryota, Ciliophora, Oligohymenophorea, Hymenostomatida, Tetrahymenidae. The transcript has 11 exons.